Molecule: messenger RNA, 2208 nt
Organism: Notothenia coriiceps (black rockcod)
Lineage: Eukaryota; Metazoa; Chordata; Actinopteri; Perciformes; Nototheniidae
Product: leucine-rich repeat-containing protein 17-like
Exons: 6
Coding region: 329-1672 (447 amino acids)
Cellular component (GO): plasma membrane
Molecular function (GO): protein binding
Source: RefSeq, a predicted model, not a curated record
AGAGAGAGAGAGAGAGAGAGUCAGAGAGAGAGAGAGAGAGAGAGAGAGAGAGAGAGAGAGAUUGGAGGAGCAGCCGGUCGCUCGUCCCUCACUCUAGGCUCUAAGUUUAUAGGCAGCCCGGCAGAUUUUCUUGGCUCAGACGCAGCGCUCAUGACAGGAUUAGGAGCCGGGGACGCGGGAUCAACCGGAGAUCUGCAGGUCCGAGUGGACGAGCCUGGGCCAGACUCUCUCCCUGCACAGCUGUGACGGGCCUCCCGUGUCCCGUCACGCCAAUCUUCCGACAACAGUCUUCCGAGGUUGACCCGAUUACCUCGUCUCCUCUCCCAUAAUGCGUCUCCUCAUAACCCUCCUCCUCCUGCUGCUCCUCCGGUCAGCUGAGCCCCGGAGAGGCCCUCGCUCAGGGGCUAUGGAGAGGGGUGCGAGGGGCCGGGUGCGGGGCAGAGACAGGGCAGGAGUGAUGAGACGUCAAACUCAGGAGUGUAAGGAAUACAUUGAGGCCGGAGAGAAGUACCUGGACUGCCAGGACAAGCAGCUGACGGCCGUGAUGCAACACUGGCCUAAAGAUAUUCACCACCUGCUGCUGGCAAGAAAUAAGAUUCAGGUUUUGCGGGACAACAUGUGUUCCCAGUUCUCCCAGACUGAAAAGACCUGGGACCUGGCAGCAGAACCACAUCUCGAUGGUGGGAGGACGGGAGCGUUUCCGGCCUCUCAGAGCUUCACCACCCUUGCCCCUUUGUCCUCAGCACACUCUGGAAGACCGCCACUGACAGGAGGUCUGCUGCCUCUGCCUCGCCUCACCCUAACCCCUCGUCUCUACGAACACCCUGGACCUGCCAACUGCCAAUUGGACAGCCUGGUCACGGUACAUGUUCAGUGCCUAGCACGCACCUGGGCAACUACGCAAGUGCGCGCAGCUGUGCGGAUAGCAAAGAUCCGGAGAUCAAUCCAGGUUGGACAGCGAACCAGCGCGGGGAGUGGGGGCGGGACUAAGGGCCUACAGCCAGACCCAAAAAGACAGAGGCACGUCCAUGUGCCACAGUCUACAAUGGUUCCCCAAACCUUGGCUGGACUGCGCAACAAAGAUUUGAAUAACAUCCCAUCUGACCUGCCGUCCGACCUGGUGAAGAUGGAUCUGUCCCGAAACACCAUCAAACAUCUCAGGCCCAAACAGUUCCUGCUGUCCAAAGACCUCAAGCUGCUCAACCUGAGCAGCAACAGCCUGCAACAUAUCGACACAGCUGCAUUUGCUGGCCUGCUGCACCUCCGUGAGCUGGACCUCUCCAACAAUACCCUCCACUACUUCCAGUACGGUGUCCUGGAGGACCUCUACUUUAUACGGAAGCUGUCGUUGGACAACAACCCCUGGAUCUGCGACUACAACAUCCACUACCUGAACUACUGGCUCAAGCACCACCCCAACGUCUUCCACUCUGGCCUGAUCUGCUCUGAGCCGCCGGAGUUCAGGGGAUGGCGCGUCGAGGAUUACGUCAAGACCUACAACAGUGAAUGUCCCAAGGAUAAACAAACUGGAGGGGGGGAUACAGGACAGGGAGGACAAGGGGGGACAAACAAUGAGGCAGUGGGGGAGAUGGGUGAGAGGCAGGAGGAAGGUCAGCCUCAGCCUCUGCAGGAGAAGAAGCAAAAAGGGAUUGAGAUAAUCAGGCUAAGUUAGAAUGGGGGGUGAUCGCGGACUGGUGGGGGUUAUAGGGGUGUUUGAUUAAAAUGCAGUCUUUGGAGAGGCUGAAUAGUUAAUAAUUAAAGGUAGACUCAGUGAUUUGAUGUGUAAAAUGAUGUGUAAAAGUACAAUCUUGGGAUAACAUCCAUUGUCUUGUUAGUAGUCAGCUUUUUCCAUCUUAUUUUAGGACACUUUCGACAUUUCCUUUAACGAUUAUUAGUUGCAAAGUACUAUUGCUAAGUUUACCUUUAAACAAAAGUUAGGAGAUGCUCUUUGAGCUUUUGUUUCAUCUUUUUGCAAAACAUUUUCAAACCAGUCUGUAUCAGAUCUAAAACUCCCAACCAGGACAUCUCUUUGAAUUUCCCACACAAUGAACUAUAGGAGCUCUCCUUUUUAUUCUGUUACAAUCAUUUUAAUAAUGAGUUUAGGAUAUACUUUUUUUUCUCUUUUUAAAAGAAAACCUUUUUGUAUUAAUUAAUGUACGGCAUUGUCUACCUGUUUCUGGAAAUAAAAUUGGGUUUAUUUUUUCUGAA